GCGCAGGGCCGUGGCCUGUCUCCCAGCCUGACUGAGCCUGCAGCAGUGCCCUCUCCCCCUCUUCCUCUCCGCCAGCUGCUCUGCUCCCCCUCUUUCCUCCAGAGCCGGAGCGCCCCAGAAGGCCCGCAGAACCCGUGCUGGAGGAUUGAGGCCCGGCCGAGGCAGUGCUACCCCGAGCUGGCCACUGGGGGGCGACAGGCGCUGCUGCCCUGGGACCCCGAGACCCCCGCUGCGUGGUCCAGCGAGGCUCUGACCCCCCCACCGCCCGUGGGGCCAAUAUCCCCCCUGGUUCUGCCUCGUCUCUCCCCCAUUGGGGCUUAUUCCCCCCCGCACAGAGCCGGGCUGCCCCUCCCGGGGGCAGAUUUGAGCCGCCUGUGCUCGCCUCUCUUCCCCCGCAGCCGGACCCUGCCCUGUCUGGCUCUGGGCCCCACCCCGGCCCCCAGGGGAGCCCCGAGCCCCCCAGACGGCUCUGGGCUGGUGUUGACGUCAGUGACCCGGCCGCACCGCCAGUCGGUUCGGAGCGCCUCCUUCUCCGGCUCGGGGCAGGUGGGCGGGGCUUGGAUGGCCAGCAGCACAUGGACCCCUCCAGGAAACCGGGGGCUGUCCCUGCCGUGCCUGCAGGAAAAGAAAGCGCUGGUCAGCGGGGUCAGUGUGGCAGUGGAGGCUGUGCUCUCUCAGUUCAGCUCCUCCAGGACUCUGGUUCAGAAGGCCCAGUCUGGAGACAGCAGUAUUAACCCCUCUGUGGGCCGGCUGGUCCUGCAGUGCCUGUGUCCGGCUCUGUGUCGCCUGCUCUCGGACAGCCUCAAGCCCUACCAGAGUGACCUCAUCGCUGGCCGGAGGCCGAACUCGCCCUGGGGGCUGGUGCAGGCCUCCACCCGCCCCGGCCCCUGUACCCAGGCCCUGUCCUCCCUGCAGCGCCACGUGGACCAGCUGCCCCAGCUGAGACUCAACUCGCAGCGCUUCAACGCCUUCCUGCUGGGCCUGCUCAACUUAAAGCUCCUGGACUUCUGGCUCUCCCACCUGCAGUCAUGUGAAGACGUGCUGGUGGCCCACUACAGCCCCGCCUCUUUCAUGCGUCUGGCGCGCACUUCCUGUCAGCCUCUCUUCGAGGAGCUGCUCCUCCUGCUGCAGCCUCUCGCCCUCCUGACCUUUCACCUUGACCUGCUCUUCGAGCACCAUCACCUCGACCCCCGGACCCCGCCCAGUCGGAGCCCGGAGCCGGCCGGUGGGGCCGAUCAGGAAGGGCUCGGAAUCAGUCCGGCCAAAGGGGACAUCAGCCAAAACAGCUCAGCCCAUCAGGGCGGGGGCCAAGGUAACCAAGAACACUGCACAGCUGCCUCAGCCAAUCAAGAGCACAAGAGAGAGAGCCCGACCAAUCAGACUGCUGGGAGGUCAGGUACAGCCAAUCAGAAGAGCAAGGAAGUCCCAGCUGACCAGGGCUCAGGGUACAGCAGGCAGACAGCCAAUGGGAGCCCUGGGCCCGGGCCUGUGGACAGUAAGGCAGAGGCUGCAUCUCAGUUUAUCUGGGAGGCAGAGAGAGCUCCCUCUAGUGUUGGGAGGGUGUUAUCUCAGCAGGCAAGCCAGGCCAUUCAACACAGCUGGGGCUCUCUGCUGCGCUGGGGGGAGCGGCUGGGCCAGACCUUGGGGGUCACAGGCUCCGUGAGGACCCAGGAGCUGUCUCAAGAUCCGCAGCUCCACCCAGGAGAGCCCUCAGGCACCUCCCUGGAUACCCCAGACCUCAAGACCCCAUGCAGUGAUGUCCAUCGCAGUCCCAGCAAGGAGCUAACUGGGAGACCGGGGGGUGUCGGAGCAGACACCCCCAGAAUCUGGCUGGGCAGGUUGUUUGGAGCCUCAAAAGGCCACAUGGAUACCUCAGCCUCUGACCUCAAAGCUACCCACAACCCUCUCAGGCGUCCAUCCAGCUGGCUGGUCCCUGGGGUGUCAGUUCUGACCCGGAUGGCGAGUCCAGCGCAGAGUGCCCCACCAGAGGGAGAGCAAGACAGGCCGAGACCCAGGACACCCAGGUCAGUGAGGACACUGUGUGACCACCAGGGCACUGGGGCGGAGCUCAGCUUCAAGAAAGGGGAGGAGCUUCUUCUGAUUGGAGGGGUGGAUGAAGAGUGGAUACGCUGUCGGCAAGGAGACAGAGAAGGGCUGGUUCCUAUUGGCUAUGCCUCUCUAAUCAUGUGACAUAAUUUUCUUCUCAUGUAAUCUGUGCAGAC
Lepisosteus oculatus (spotted gar) is the source of this 2222-nucleotide messenger RNA. The record is from RefSeq and is a predicted model, not a curated record. NCBI's taxonomy places the organism in Eukaryota, Metazoa, Chordata, Actinopteri, Semionotiformes, Lepisosteidae.